GAGAGAGAGAACAGGAGGAGAGAGAGAGGGGGGGGAAUAGGAGGAGAGAGACAGAAUGAGACACCCAAAACAGAGAAAGUAAAAAUGACUCUAGGACAAGUCCAGACUGUCAAUGGAAAAACCAACAGAUUGAGAGAAAGACUGAAAGACAGAAAACAAACGAUUAAAAAAAGAAACCUAAAAAAAAGAGGAAAGGAAGUGUGACCAGCACCACAGCACAGCUGACCCAGUUCCGACCCAGUACAGAAGAGGCCUGCCUUCCCCUGCGAUGGACUAUGAACCCAAGAAAUCCAAGAAGGGCUUCGUGUCUCCCAUUAAGCGGCUGGUGUUUUCCAAGUCAGGUCGGCGGCAGGUGGAGCGAGGCGGGGUCUACCGCCGUCCUCUGCACACCGUCCCCCUAUACCCCCCGGACUACCUCAUCCACCCCGAGAGACUCAUAUUCGACUACAUCGAGAAGGAGGUUAAGUUCCUUGGUCACCUGACCUGGGUGUCAUGUUCGCUCAACCCCUCCAGUCGAGAUGAAUUGCUUCAAUUACUGGACACAGCCAGGCAGUUGAAGGUGCUGCCACUGAAGACCAGUGCAGAGCAGGACUGUAUCCUGAGUAUGUCUGCUCGAUGUCUGCUGCUGACCUGGAGAGACAACGAGAAACUGCUACUGAGGAUCCCAACUCAUGAGAUCGCUGCUGCCUCCUAUCUGAGAGAUGACGCACUGCACCUCCUGGUGCUUAAAACAGGUCUGAACGUGGACACGGUGGUUGCCGGGGGGGACAGCUUGGAGAGGAAGCAGCCGACUGGCAUCAAUGGGCGGCGCCAAACCAUGAGCUGCAACGCUGACCCCCGGCCCGCGGGGGGCACCAUGGAGCGCAGGCACACCAUCUGUGGCGUGGACUGGAGGCCCUCACUGUCCAGGAGAGAUCAUGACAAAACACAGAACCUGGAGAGAGGAGGAGACCGAGGAGGAGGAGGAGGAGGAGGAGGAGGAGGAGGAGGAGGAGGAGGAGGAGGAGGAGGAGGGAGCUUGGAGAGGAAGAGGGUCGGGGGGAGCUGGGAGAGGAGGCAGCCCACACGUAAGCCGGGAGGCAGCUGGGAGAACCGCGGCGGGAGGCCCAUGAGUGGCAGCUGGGGGGUGGGGACAGGAGGAGUGGGCGGUGGAGGCAGCUGGGAGAGGAGGCAUGGAGGAGGGGGCGGGGGGGUGGGAGGAGGAGGAGCGGGCGGGAAGGCAGGAGGAGGAAGCUGGGAGAAGAGGGGAGUUGUCGGGGGAGGAGGUGGCACUGGCGGGAGCUGGGAGAGACGGCAGGCCUGCACAGGGAGCUGGGAGCGGGGGAGAGGCUACGGUAGCUGGGAGAGGAGGAACCACAACCCGCUGGAGCCCACGCCAUGCCCAGAUGCCUACUGCAACCUUGUUAUACUGGCUGUGGAGAACAGGGAUGCAGCGGAGGAGUACUGCUCUUUGAUCUGCCAGAUGUUUCAGAUCAUCUACGGCCACCAGACUAUAGAAUGCGUGGACAGGGCGGGAUUCCAUUACACCAUGCCUGACCGCUAUUGGCUACAGAGGAGUGACAGCUGUCUGACGGACAUGUCCUACAGUUAUGAUGCUGAUUUCAGUUGUUGCAGCUCCUAUGAUGGCUCUCAGGAGGCGUAUGACCUGUACUACAGUGAGACUUACAGCGAGGGUUCCUCUGUGUCUCUCCAAGGCUCCCAUCGUUGCCUGGCUUCUCCCAGCGACCAUGAAGACGCCAACCCCGCGCUACUGCUCAUGCAGGAGUACAUGAUCACUCUGCGUAGUAAGCUGAGUCCAGGAGAACUGCAGCAGUUUGCGGUCCUGCUGAGAGAGUACAGGCUGGGAGCUCCCAUCAGCCAGUUCUGCUCUGAGCUGUUGCAGCUUUAUGGAGACAUCCGAAAGUUCCUGCUGCUGGGUAUGCGUCCAUUUAUCCCCGACAAGGAUGUGGGCGUGUUUGAAAGUUUCCUUGAAGACAUCGGGAUCCGGGAGGGGGGGAUUUUAACCGACAGCUUUGGACGCAUUAAGCGGAGCAUGAGCAGUACCUCUGCCACAGCCAUGCGAGGGUACGUCACUAUGGCCUGAACAGUAGGAUGGCAGAGGGGGGAGGGGGGGCUUUGAGUUUCCAAUUAACCCCCCACAACCAAAAGGUCCCAAGUUUUAACCCCUCCAAUAACCAACGUUCCCUUGAGCAGGAUGUAAACCCAUACCACACCAGGCUUA
Molecule: messenger RNA, 2221 nt
Organism: Lampris incognitus (smalleye Pacific opah)
Lineage: Eukaryota; Metazoa; Chordata; Actinopteri; Lampriformes; Lampridae
Gene: ccm2l
Product: CCM2 like scaffold protein
Biological process (GO): heart morphogenesis
Source: RefSeq, a predicted model, not a curated record